AUGACCAAUCCCCCAGACGCAUGUCCGCCCACCGGUGUACCGGUAGCCACCUUAGCUUCAAUCGACGUUUGGCUGGAGUAUAACUUUCCCGACAAUAAUAUACCACAAGCACAGGACUAUUCUAGAUUGGAGGUUGGUCUUCUUGAACAAGAGCCAUCUGCUGUCCCCCAUCCUCAACUGCUAGAGACUGGGACAGGCGUCGCAAUCCUGCAAGCAGUGCCUUCCGAGGGGUUUUCUGAAGCUCUUGAAUCACAGUCUUGUUGCAUAUCUGAAUAUCAAUCAAACUCGUCAUGCGACGAACUCUUCCGGCUGUUCGACCUUGGAAUUCGAAGACUGAUUAUUUCCAACUCUAUCAAAGAUCCCACAAUUCGUGUCCCACAACAUGGCACGAUCAAGAGUUUAGCAGAUCUCUAUCCCGCGGUGUUUGAUCCUGGAUAUCGGCAUGAGAUAAACCAGCGUGGAGUCACAAUACCAAUAAUUACGAAAGCCAUAUCGUCUAUGCUGGCAGGAAAGAAAGAUCCCUCCACCAAAACCAAAUUAGCGGAUUUUUUGGAGCUCAAUCGCUCCCACCACAAGGAUGAUCUAACGGUGCGACCUCAAGUUUUAAGUUGCAGGGCUGCACUCCUCUCAUCACUUUGGCGGAUUUCCCAGAAAACUGUGCCCAAGCUAAAGCCGACCAAAAGACGAGCUUCGAUGCUCUCUACAAAUCGUCCAGCGAAAGGGCUGGCUAGGUCAGCAGAGGCCGUGCAUCCCAUGUAUACGGAUCAGCUACAACCCGAGAACGGAAACUCGGGGUUGCAGUACUCCUUUCUGGUACAAAAUCACGUCGAGGACGAAGAAUGUGACGUGCCUCUUCUAAAUAACGAAUCCGAGGAUCAGCUUUUGGACAAUGUCAGCGAGACAAGCUUCACAGAUAUCGGGGGAUCAACCCAAACAUCCCUUGAUACGUUGACCUCAACAAUUGGGUCUUCUCAGACUUCGUAUGGUGAUCACGAUAUCAUGCUUCUCUCAAAUCAUAGCGACUUGGUGGAUUAUUCGGGAGAUUAUGUGACAGAUCAUCAUCCUCGAGAAGAUGAGGAGGCAUACGAUACAGACAUUAUAAUGGCUGACGACCUUUAG
Molecule: messenger RNA, 1119 nt
Organism: Penicillium griseofulvum
Lineage: Eukaryota; Fungi; Ascomycota; Eurotiomycetes; Eurotiales; Aspergillaceae
Exons: 2
Coding region: 1-1119 (372 amino acids)
Source: RefSeq, a predicted model, not a curated record